Miniopterus natalensis is the source of this 2155-nucleotide messenger RNA. RefSeq names its product haloacid dehalogenase like hydrolase domain containing 2 (gene HDHD2). Lineage: Eukaryota; Metazoa; Chordata; Mammalia; Chiroptera; Miniopteridae. The record is from RefSeq and is a predicted model, not a curated record. Gene Ontology annotation, molecular function: phosphatase activity. Gene Ontology annotation, cellular component: cytoplasm. Gene Ontology annotation, biological process: dephosphorylation.
CAAUCCGGAGCUGCCCCGGGCGCCCCGGCCCCGCGGCCUGGACGCUGCGGGCUGCGCCGCUGUGCCGGCUUCCCUGUUAGCGGGACCUUUGCUGAGCACGGCGCGCGGGGCCGAGGGAAUGAAGGAUGGCAGCACGCCGUGCAUUAAAAGCUGUUUUGGUAGAUCUCAAUGGCACACUUCACAUUGAAGAUGCAGCUGUGCCAGGCGCACAGGAAGCUCUUAAAAGGUUACGUGGUACUUCUGUAAUGGUUAGGUUUGUGACUAAUACAACCAAAGAGAGCAAGAAAGACCUACUGGAAAGGUUGAAAAAGUUGGAGUUUGAUAUCUCUGAAGAUGAGAUAUUUACUUCUCUGACUGCAGCCAGAAAUUUAGUAGAGCAGAAACAAGUCCGGCCCAUGCUGCUAGUUGAUGAUCGGGCACUACCUGAUUUCCAAGGAAUACAAACAAAUGAUCCUAAUGCUGUGGUCAUAGGAUUGGCACCAGAACAUUUUCAUUAUCAAAUUCUGAAUCAAGCAUUCCGGUUACUCCUGGAUGGGGCACCUCUGAUAGCAAUCCACAAAGCCAGGUAUUACAAGAGGAAAGAUGGCUUAGCCCUGGGGCCUGGACCAUUUGUGACUGCUUUGGAGUAUGCCACAGAUACCAAAGCCACAGUAGUGGGAAAACCAGAGAAAACAUUCUUUUUGGAAGCACUGCGGGGCACUGGCUGUGAACCUGAGGAGGCCAUCAUGAUAGGAGAUGAUUGCAGGGAUGAUGUUGGUGGGGCUCAGAAUGCCGGCAUGCUGGGCAUCUUAGUGAAAACUGGGAAAUACCGAGCAGCAGAUGAAGAAAAAAUUAAUCCACCUCCUUUCUUAACGUGUGAGAGUUUCUCUCAUGCUGUGGACCACAUUCUGCAGCAUCUACUGUGAACCAUCAUGUGAACCAGAAGCAACUUGAAACGCAGCUUUUCAUCAUCUGGAACGAAUCCGUCACCACUCAGAGCCAGCACAGGCAGACACAGCCCUCAGCGCUGACAUGGUGCAACCCUCUUGUAUUGUGCACUAAUUAGAAAGAAAGGUAUUGAGUUACAGCCAGCCACUAAGCCUUGCUUAUCUCUUUUGUUGUAUUUUGUAAAAGAAGAUGAGACCCAAAGAAAGGGAAAGCUGAGAUUUUAUGCCAUUCCUUUUAAAAUAUUCAUCAGAAUAGGCAGGGCUAGGAGGGAGAAGCUACUGCAGGGAGUUGUGUUCUCUGCUCUCUCCUCACUGGUAAAUUGGGAGGGUAGAUCCAGAUUGUUAAUAAAGUUGAAAGGUGCAUUAGUCUGUAGUUUUAAUAUUCAAUUCACCUGUGAAACCCAUCAGAAGUGCCAAGUGGAGUACAUGUCAGAAGAAGCAAAAUAAAUUGUCCUUUAGCCCAAGUGAUUGAGUGCAUUUGCUUGAACGGAUGUUGGAAAGUAGAUUACCUGCUGUAUUAUUCCCAGCACGGAUGACUUCUUUUUCUCUUCAUUAGCCAGAGAUGACUAAUUUAAAUUUAGAACCUGAUUUUAAUUUAAAAUAAUAUUUCCAUUAAUAACCUAUUCAUUGCAGAUACCUAUUAUACUGUGUAACAGUUGUUUUGGAAAUUUUAUGUAAAAUUAAAACUAUCAGUAUUUUACAGAUGUUUUAAUUAGACAUUGUUAUUAACAGGAACAGUGCAGAAACUAAAAUCAAGCCUUUAAUGUCUUUUAGACCAUGCAUUUUUGAAGUUAGUGUCCACCAGGGUCCUAUUAACUGUACAUUUGCAAGAUUUCAUUAUUUUUGCCUCUGACACUAUGGGAAAAAUCUUUUAGAAGCUAUUGGGACAGAUUCAGGCUUUUAUGUACUUGGUUACUACAGCUGUAAAAUGAAAUCUUGUCUGGUAGCAUGGAUUAUUCUUCUCAUGUUAAAGCCACCAAAAUGAAGGGGACUAAGUAGGUAAUGAUUUUCCUAAUGCAUUUGCAUACUGUGAUAAUCCUGGGCCCUUGCAAUUGUUUACAGGACUCUUGGGCAUUGAAUUAUUAGCAUGUAAUUGUACAUCAUUGUGGUGCUCACCUUAUUGAAGCACACACUGAUGUUAAUGAGCUUCGGGUUUUGAUGCUUGUUUAGAGAUCAGCUUGGUCUUAGAUGGGAAGGAACAAACCUAAAUAAAUAGUGGCUCUCCUCUC